AUGGCUGACGCAGCACCCCGCCGAGGCGGUUUUGGCGACCGUGGCCGCGGCGACCGAGGCCGGGGCGAUCGUAGAGGACGCGGACGCGGACGUCGCGGUCCCAAGAACGAGGAGAAGGAAUGGCAGCCCGUGACCAAGCUGGGACGUCUCGUCAAGGCCGGCAAGAUCCAAUCCAUGGAGCAGAUCUACCUACACUCGCUCCCCAUCAAGGAGUACCAGAUCGUUGACUUCUUCCUGCCCAAGCUGAAGGAUGAAGUGAUGAAGAUCAAGCCAGUGCAGAAGCAGACCCGCGCCGGUCAGCGCACGCGCUUCAAGGCCAUCGUCGUCAUCGGCGACUCCGAGGGCCACGUCGGUCUGGGCAUCAAGACCUCAAAAGAAGUCGCGACCGCCAUCCGCGCCGCCAUCAUCAUCGCUAAGCUCUCCGUCCUGCCCAUCCGCCGCGGCUACUGGGGUACCAACCUGGGUGAGCCUCACUCCCUGCCCACCAAGGAGUCCGGCAAGUGCGGUUCCGUCACCGUGCGCCUGAUCCCUGCUCCUCGCGGUACCGGCAUCGUCGCCUCCCCCGCUGUCAAGCGUCUGUUGCAGCUGGCCGGUGUCCAAGACGCCUACUCCUCGUCCGCCGGCUCGACCAAGACCCUUGAGAACACCCUCAAGGCCACCUUCGUUGCCGUCGGCAACUCAUACGGCUUCCUGACCCCCAAUCUGUGGAAGGACAACAAGCUGAUCCGCAGCCCUCUGGAAGAGUACGGUGAUGUGUUGCGGGAAGGCAAGCGUUACUAG
This is a messenger RNA of Cyphellophora europaea CBS 101466, 780 nucleotides long. Its product is annotated as 40S ribosomal protein S2. Bases 1 to 780 code for a protein of 259 amino acids. Gene Ontology annotation, biological process: translation. Gene Ontology annotation, cellular component: cytosolic small ribosomal subunit; ribosome. NCBI's taxonomy places the organism in Eukaryota, Fungi, Ascomycota, Eurotiomycetes, Chaetothyriales, Cyphellophoraceae. The transcript has 2 exons. The record is from RefSeq and is a predicted model, not a curated record. Gene Ontology annotation, molecular function: structural constituent of ribosome; RNA binding.